GUUGUUUUAAUAUUUAUUCAUAAUUUUCAGAAUAAAUAAAAAAUACAAAAUGAAAGGUUCUAUUGAAGAAAUAUUAAAUGAACUUGGAUGGGAUAAUGGAUUUCGAAUUCCAGUUAGUAAUGAGGAUAAUAAAUUACUCGAAGAAAAGAUUCAAAGAAACAUUAAAUUAAAAAAUAAUCUCCAUCAAGAUUUAGUAAUAACAGAAGAUCGUAUCAAAUCAAUUGAUGAUUAUUUAAAAAACAUAAAAAUACAACACAAUGAAAAUCAAAAAUUGAUAACAGCAUAUUUAUCUCAAAUUGAUGCUGAAAAAAAUUUAAAUAAAAUUGCUGAAAAUGAGGAUAUAUCAAUAAACCAAGAAAUAAAAAAUUUCGAAAAAGAAAAAUUAGAAAUAAAUGAAAAAAUAUUAUAUUUCAAUAAUGAAAUUGAUAAGCUAAAUAUUAAAAUUGAUAAAUCUAAAAUUACUGUGUUACUUGAUAAAACAAAACUAUUACAAAUUGAACAAGAUUUAAAUCGUGAUGAAGAUAAUGAAAAAAUAUUAAAUAAAUACAUGCAGCUUGAUAAAAAAAAAUGGAAAGAACUUGAACUUAAAAGACAAAAAUUAACAAGUGAUCUUGAGUUGUAUAAAGGCUCAAUGGAUAAAUUACUAAAUGAAAUACGUGAAUUAGAAAUAGUACUUGAUAGAACAUCAAAAUUUUAUGUACAAUCACUUGAAGAAAGACGUCAAUUAAUUGACAGAUGGACACAAAGUGUUGAAGUAUUAAAACAAAGAGAUAAUGGUAUACAAGAAACAAUACGUGAAAUUGAAAUAUUAAAAAAUAUUUCAAGAGAUCAAAUGAAUAUACUUGAUGAAUCUGAAGAAUUUCUACAAGUUCAAUUGAAUAAUAAUCGAAAUAUUGAGUAUACAAUAAAAUCAAUGGAAAAAAAAUUAUUCUUUGAUAAAGAAGAACAUCGUAAAAUUGUUAAUAACAUUGCUAUUUUUGAAACUGAGAUACAUGAUUGUAAAAAACAAAUUGAUGAUUUAAAAAUAUUUAUCAAUGAUAUUGAUAAUAAAAGUUUAAAUACUGAUGACAGGGUUAAGCAGCUUGAGUCAAUGAUUGAGAAUGAAGAAAAACAAAAAGUAUUAAUUAAAAGAGAAAAAAAACGUCUACAAGAUUUAAUACUUCGUUGGACAAAUAAUAUAAUUGAAUUUGAAAAUGAAAAAAAAAUAAUAAAUAUACAAAAAAUAAGUGAAUAUAAAAAAAUUGAAAUAUUUUCAUUAAAUAAAAUGAAAGAAGAAAAAAAAUUAAAUGAAAAAUAUAAUAUCAUACGUAAUCUUGAUAUUGAAAUACAAAAAUGUGAAAUUUAUUUAAAUAAAAAUAAUAAUAAUGAAACAGAUAAAAGUGAUUUAGAAAGAAAAAAAAAAAUAAUUGAACAACUUGAAAAAACAAUGGCUGAUAAAUUAUCAAUAAAUAAAUUAUUACAAAAUCAUAUUUUAAAUCUUCAAAAAGAUAUUAGAAAAAUUCAAAAUAAUUUAAACAAUGAUAAUGAAGAGCUGUUAAUUUUAAAAAAUAAAAAACAAAAUUUAUCAUCACUUAUUGAAGGUGGUGAAAAACAAUUGAAAAUAUAUCAAAAUUUAAAUGAAGAAAAACAAGUUGCUGAAAAUAUAUUGCUUCUUCGAGUAACACAAGCUGAAAAGAUGAUGAAAAAUAUUGGAAAUAAAUUAUAUAAUUUAGAGCUUUAUCGUCUUCAAAUUGAUGCUGCAAUGAAAGAACGUAUGGCAGAGAUAAAAGUACAAAAAGAAGCUUUAAAUAUUGAAAAAAGAUUAGCACUAAAUGAAUGCUCAGAAUUAAAAUCAACAAUUGUUGAUAAAAAUACACAAAUUCAACAUUUACAAUUACGUUAUAAUAAUGUUAUAACAACACUUGGUAAUAAUGAAUAUGAUGGUGAACCAAUGACAACAACAUUUAUUAAAAUUAAAAAUGCACAAGAAAAAUAUUCACUUCAACAACAAGGUGAUAAAUUAGAUGAAACAAUUAGAAAAACAGAACAAGAAAUUUGUAGUUUAGAAAAUACUUUAAGAAUUGUUAAUGCAUGUAAUGAUAAAUAUAAAAAUACAUUACAACCAUUAAAUAAUAGCAAUGAAAAUGAUAUUAAUGAAGAAAAAAAAAUUAAUCAAGAUAUGUUAAUUGCAAUAGAAAAUUUAAAAAUACAAAAAAAUAAAUUUGAAAUAAUUGAAAAUGAAUUACAAUUAUUAAAAAAUAAUGAAAAUAUAUUUAAUGAUAAUUUGAGUAAAUUAGAAGAUGAAAAAGAGUUAAAAAAUCAAAAUAUUUAUGAUUUAGAUAAACAAAUAUUUGAUCAAAUAGAAAAAAUAUUAAGAGCUGAUAAAAGUUUAAAAAAACUAUACAAAGAUAUACAAUUAAUGUAUGAAAAUUCAAAUUCUAAUAUAAUAUUAUUACAAGAAAAAGAUAUUGCAACACGUGAACUUCAAGAACAAAAUAAUUUAGCAAUUCAUAGAAUAACUGAAUUUAUAAUACGUCAUGUUGAAGCUGAAAUUUAUGUUAAAAAAUUAUUAACAAAUAAAAAUAUAUCAAUUCCUUGUGUACAGUAUUUAAAAUCAUCACCAUCACCAAGUCUAUGUGAAAGUUUUAAGCCAUCAAUUGCUUCAUCAUCAUCAUCAAGAAGUAAAUUAUCAACAACAAGAGAAAUUCAUUCUAAAAUUAAAACAAUUGAGCCUGAAUUUAAUUUUAAAAAUUCAUCAACAAUUGUCAAUAAAGAAACAAGUUCAAAGAAAAAAUUACAAUCCAAUUUUAACACAAGUCAAACAUCAUCAACUAGACAAUAAUUUUUUAUCAAUAUAUCAAUUUUGUAAAUAUAUUUCUAUUUUAUUUUGAUGAAUUAAAAAAUAUUCAUUAA
This is a messenger RNA of Aphidius gifuensis, 2892 nucleotides long. It is a transcript of the gene Ccdc39, whose product is annotated as coiled-coil domain-containing protein 39. NCBI's taxonomy places the organism in Eukaryota, Metazoa, Arthropoda, Insecta, Hymenoptera, Braconidae. The record is from RefSeq and is a predicted model, not a curated record. The transcript is spliced from 7 exons. Gene Ontology annotation, cellular component: axoneme. Gene Ontology annotation, biological process: cilium movement; inner dynein arm assembly; cilium-dependent cell motility. The coding region runs from base 50 to 2821 and encodes 923 amino acids.